Messenger RNA from Mangifera indica (mango), 1503 nucleotides. Its product is annotated as 3-dehydrosphinganine reductase TSC10A. The transcript is spliced from 4 exons. Gene Ontology annotation, cellular component: endoplasmic reticulum membrane. The record is from RefSeq and is a predicted model, not a curated record. Gene Ontology annotation, molecular function: 3-dehydrosphinganine reductase activity. Bases 168 to 1145 code for a protein of 325 amino acids. Lineage: Eukaryota; Viridiplantae; Streptophyta; Magnoliopsida; Sapindales; Anacardiaceae. Gene Ontology annotation, biological process: sphingolipid biosynthetic process.
ACAGUACCGAAAGUCAAACAAGGAGAAUGCUUACGUGGCUAGAUCUCGGCGGAUAAGUCGAAGCAACAUAAUCGUUAGUCGUACAGACACUACUGUCGUUUUUCAUACUUUAAAGGCAUCACGACCGUUUAUUUCAAUUACUUUCUGUUCCAUCUUCGUCAUCGGCUAUGGCUCUCGCUUUUCUCUCCCUACUAUUGCUUCUCCUCUUCCCUCUAUCUCUCCUCCUCAUACUGCACCUUAUCGUACGGCCGAAGCCGGUUAAAAUCCCAAUCAAGAACAGGCACGUGUUCAUUACUGGCGGUUCUAGUGGAAUCGGGCUGGCCCUGGCCCAUCGAGCGGCGCAAGAAGGGGCCCGUGUCUCCAUCCUGGCGCGGUCCCUCCAAAGGCUGGAAGAAGCGAAACAGUCAAUUCACCUGGCCACGGGAAUCGAAGUGGCGACGUACGCGGCGGACGUUAGAAAUUUCGAGGCUGUGAAGAAGGCUGUUAAUGAGGCAGGGCCCAUAGACGUGUUGGUGGUUAAUCAAGGCGUGUUCGUGCCGCAAGAGUUGGAGGAGCAGGAAUUGGAUGAGGUGAGGUUCAUGAUUGAUGUGAAUUUGAUGGGAAGUUUUAAUAUGGUCAAAGCUGCAUUGCCGAUAAUGAAGAAGAGGGAAGGUCAUGGGCCAGCUUCAAUUGCUCUCAUGUCGUCUCAGGCUGGUCAGGUGGGUGUCUAUGGUUACACGGCAUAUUCAGCUAGUAAGUUUGGCUUGCGAGGUUUAGCAGAAGCAUUGCAGCAAGAGGUUAUUGCAGAUAAUAUCCAUGUUUCUCUUAUAUUCCCUCCUGACACAGAGACUCCUGGUCUUGAGGAAGAAACCAAGAGGAGACCGCAGCUCACCAGCAUUAUAGCAGCCUCCUCUGGUGCAAUGAAAGCAGAUGAAGUUGCCAAGAGAGCUUUAAAUGGUAUAAAAUCUGGUAGUUUCCUUGUUCCUUGCAACUUUGAGGGACUUUUACUAUCCAUUGCGUCUGCCGGUUUAUCUCCGCAAAGAUCAUCCCUUAUGGCAUUUGUUGAAGUAGUUACUGCUGGUAUCAUACGCUUUGCUGGUCUAUACUUUCAAUGGAAUUGGUAUGGAAGUAUUGAAAAGUGGCAUGCAGAAAAGAAAAGUACAUAGAAGUACUUGCUGCUUGAUACAUGUGUACGCAUACGGCAUUCCUGUUGGUUUGUAGCUGUCUCAAUGGAUUGUGAACAUUGCUGAAAGGUGAUUACUGGACUUCAAUCAAGAUUCUUAUAUAAUUCUCAACAAGCAAUACUCCCGCCAUCAAGACAUUUUUAUAGUUGGGAACAAAUGACUAAUGCAGAUUAAGACCUUCAAUAGAUUAUGUACCCUUUGUACUUCAUGAUGUUGAAUUUACUGUUUUAUAUGAUUUCUGUGCAAGAAUAACAAAAACCUUCUUUACAUUGACAAUUUUACUCAAUGAAGAAGCUUAGACGUAUUAAUUACACGCACAGCAACCCAAUUCAUAUGUCAA